Chlorella variabilis is the source of this 825-nucleotide messenger RNA. RefSeq names its product expressed protein. The coding region runs from base 1 to 825 and encodes 274 amino acids. The record is from RefSeq and is a predicted model, not a curated record. The transcript has 6 exons. Gene Ontology annotation, molecular function: catalytic activity. NCBI's taxonomy places the organism in Eukaryota, Viridiplantae, Chlorophyta, Trebouxiophyceae, Chlorellales, Chlorellaceae.
AUGAGCGCAGGCGAGUUUGGCCAGGAACGCCGCGUGCUUCCGCCCGAGUACCACGUUUUUCCGUGCAAGGCCGCGCUCUUCAACCUGGCGCAAUCUGGGGGGUUGAUGCGCUGGGAUCUGGCCAUGGCGCCCUUCUUUGGGAACAGCGUGGCCUGCCGCAUUGCCGAAGCACAUGAGAUCAAGCACAGCACGCUGGUGCUGGGAGACUGGCGUGCAGCACAAAGGAUAGAGUUCUGCAUCGGCCAGUGUGAGGAGGAUGUGGAGGGGGCGGCACGGCAGCAGGAUGGCACCAGCGGCGGUGCAGCCAGCACGGUCGGUGGUGAUGCCACCGGAGGCCAGCGGUCAGUUGUGUCCGGCCCAGGCGGCUUCAAGGCCCUGGCAGUGUGCGAGUGGAUGGACAAGGAGAAGGCCGACUGUUCUGCCAUCAUCCUGUGUGGUGAUUUGAAUUCGCCGCCGCAUGAGGCCGUUCACUCGGUGCUGCGCCGGCUGGGCUAUGUGUCGGCGUAUGCGGCGCGGCACGGGCGUGAGCCACAGGCAGGUGGCGCUGCCUCAUUCUCAGGCACUUGGCCCACAGGCAUUGAGGCGCCGCUCAGGGACACGGGCGACUUUGAUUGCCUUGAUUAUGUGUAUGUGUGGACGGCGCCGAAUCACACUGUACGUGUGCUGGAUGCGGAGGUGUAUGGCCUGGAGCCGGCAGAGCACGACGCCACUCUGUUUCCAUCCGACCACGCCGCCGUGAAGGCCACCAUUCAACUGGGCAUUCUGGGUUGGGCCUCCAUCCACAGCGGUGCGCUGUUUGGCGGCAUCGGGGGCGCCAUGCGGUGA